Molecule: messenger RNA, 249 nt
Organism: Vairimorpha ceranae
Lineage: Eukaryota; Fungi; Microsporidia; Nosematidae
Exons: 1
Coding region: 1-249 (82 amino acids)
Source: RefSeq, a predicted model, not a curated record
AUGUGUGAUGAUUUUAAUCUUUUACUUAAUAAAAAAAUAUCGGCUAUUAUUAACAAAUACAAAGAUGUGGAUGAUUCUAUGGAUCUUACAAUAGAUAUAGAGACGCAUACAGCCUAUGUACACCAGGUUGGAAAGGGUGGUGAGGAAAGAAAUAUUACAAAACCCCAUGUUAUGAAAUUUAAUCGUAUUUACAAUCUUCUUUUUCUAGCUGAUAAUUUUUAUGAUUUAUAUACAUUGCUAUUUGAUUGA